AUGAAUCAUCAUAAUAACAAUCAUCGCCAAGCCAACGUUGGACGUCGGAUGGCAACCCGAGGAGGACACAACAACACAGGCCGACGAUUCAUGGCUCAAUAUCGUACCAACAAUAACAAUCACAACAACAACAACAACAACAACAGCAUCCAUCGCCCUUCUUCGGCCAUACCUCAACAAUCACCACAACAGCAUCCAUCUCACCAUCAUUAUCAUCAUCGGUCUUAUUCGACCAUAUCUAUGAAUCGCUCACAUUCAUCGUCAUAUCCUUCUCGUGGAGGACGAGCUGAUCGAACAAUGGUUUCACGAGGGCCAAAUCAUCAUCAUUUGCAAGCCAAUGUUUCUUCUUCUUCCACCACUCCUCACCAACAACAACAACAACAACACCACGACCAUCAAGAACAUGCUACAACCUCACAUCAUCAACCACAUGAUGAUGAUGAUUCAAUUAUUGUACUCGAUGAUCUUGAUCAUGAAGAAGAGGAGGAACCAGAAUUUGAUGAUGCAGCUUCAAGCAGUAGUAGUGAUAGUUAUAGCAGCAGUAGUAGUAGCUCAUCAUCCUCAUCAUGGAUGUUUGCCGACUUGAAUAAUCACCAUCAGACGAUCAAUCACCAGCAUGCUGAAGAGAACAAUCAAGAAGAUGCCCUUACCUUACCUUUAUUCGAUCAGGAUGAGGAAGAUGAAUUGUUUCUUGAUCCGAGAGUCUCCAUUAUUGAUUUUGCACGGGAGCAAGUUUCCUCUCCCGAAGUUUUAAACAUUUCAUCAGGAUCUGAAGGGGCGGAAGUUGUUUCGGAGACUAAUAAUACCAACAGCAACAACAGCAACAACAAUAGAACUGCUAAUAAUAUCAGUUUAUUCAACACAGCAACAACAACAACAACGAAUACUACAUUGCCACGUGGAAAUCAUUCAACAACAGCACCCAGUGCACCAAGAAGACCUCCACACUGGACUGUGGCUUCUCCAGUUUUGAACAAUUCAAGACGAAAUGGUUCAUCAUCUUCAGUGAAUUUACUUCCCACUCGAUCCUUCGUAGCAUCGACCACAAAUUCACCUCAUGCAAGAUCGAGACACAACACGGAUCAUCAUCAAGUGACACACGACAAUAUUGAUGAUUUUCUUGAACAAUUGGAAGAUGAGGAAAGAAUGGAACAAGGACGCAACAGAAAUAACAAUAAUAAUACACAUGACCAGAGACGUCCUUUAACGGCCAGAACCGAACGAAUGCACAGAUACAGAUUUAAUGCGCCUUCAUCGAGUAGUGGAAAUCAUUCCAAUAAUAGUAGCAAUACUCCUUCGUCGUUGGCUGCUAAUUUUAUCUCACGAUAUCAUGACGAUGACAAUGACAUGCAUCACCAUGGUUUGGAUAUGUCACAUCCUCUCUUUUUAGAGCUUCAACGAAGAGAAUUGGAGCGAUACAGCAGAAUGAGACAAACCACUACCUCAAAUAGUAGUCGGGAGGACAACCGAACAACUACCAAUAACUUACACAGAGGAUCCUCCAGCUCUAGCAGCAGUACCAGUACUACAUCACCAACCUCUAGUGAGUCUUCUUCAUCUUCCUCAGCCUUACGUAUCCCUCAACAAAUAUUCAGAUUUCUCCACAACGCUUCACACCACCAUCCACAGCAACAACAGCAUACUUCUAACACUUCGCCGUUCAUUCAUGCUCCAACUCUUUUAUUUACACCUCCCACCAUAUUUGCGCAACCAACAACUUCAACAUCUCAUCAGGGACGAGGCCCAUUCCGAUUCCAUCAUUUGUCACACAACAAUAAUCGACAUGGAAUUAUUGGAGGAUCAAUUCACCCUUUAUAUUUUGUUGAUAGAGAUUUCGAUGAGAGAGAUUAUGAAUUGCUACUACAGCUGGAUGCUCAACAACCAACUAAAACUGUUGAGACAUCAAUCAUUGACAAAAUUCCUCUUGUGACAGUGGAAGAAAGCAGUUGCACAUGUAGCAUUUGUUUGGAUGAUCUUGAAGUUGGAUCUAAGGCUAGAGAAAUUCCAAUUUGUAAUCACAAAUUCCAUUCUAACUGUAUAGAGACUUGGCUUAAAGAUUAUGGCCAUACAUGUCCAGUUUGCAAGCAAGCCGUAUCAGAAAUUGACUUUGAUGCUCUCAAAGAAAAUGAAAACCCAAAAAAGAGAAAGGACAUGGAGAAUGUUCAAGAAGCAAGUACGACGAAUUCUCAGGCAAGAAAGAAAGCCAAGCAUAGAAGAAGGUAA
Molecule: messenger RNA, 2223 nt
Organism: Naegleria fowleri
Lineage: Eukaryota; Heterolobosea; Eutetramitea; Acrasida; Naegleriidae
Exons: 1
Coding region: 1-2223 (740 amino acids)
Source: RefSeq, a predicted model, not a curated record